ACGUAUAUGUAUAUGUGUGUAUAUACACACAUAUAUAUACACAUACCAAAUCUUCCUUAUCCAUUCAUCCAUCGAUGGGCAUUUGGGUUCUUUCCGUACUUUGGCUAUUGUUGAAAGUGCUGCUAUAAACAUGGGGGUGCCUCUGCCCCUUCAAAACAGCACAACUGUAUCCCUUGGAUAAAUACCUAGUAGUGUAAUUGCUGGGUCAUACGGUAGUUCUAUGUUUAAUUUUUUGAGGAAACUCCAUAUUGUUUUCCAGAGUGGCUGCACCAGCUUGCAUUCCCACCAGCGGUGCAAAAGAGAGAUAUUCUUUCUCCACAUCCUCACCAACAUCUGCUGUUGCCUGAGUUGUUAAUAUUAGCCAUUCUGACAGGUGGUAUCUCAUUGUGGUUCUGAUUUGUAUUUCCCUGAUGAUGAAUGAUGUUGAGCAUUUUUUCACGUGUUGAUCAGCCAUCUGGAUGUCUUCUUUGGAGAAGUGUCUAUACGUGUCUUUUGCCCAUUUCUUCACUGGAUUAUUUGUGUUUUGGGUAUUGAGUUUGGUAGGUUCUUUAAAGAUUUUGGAUACUAACCCUUUAUCUGAUAUGUCAUUUGCAAAUAUCUUCUCCCAUUCCGUUGGUUACCUUUUAGUUUUGCUGACAGUUUCCUUCCCUGUGCAGAAGCUUUUUAUUUUGAUGAGGUCCCAGUAGUUCAUUUUUGCUUUUGUUUCCCUUGCCUCCAGAGACAUGUUGAGUCAAAAGUUGCUGCGGCCAAGGUCAAAGAGGUUUUUGCCUGAUUUCUCCUUGAGGAUUUUGAUGGCUUCCUGUCUUACAUUUAGGUCUUUCAUCCAUUUUGAGUUUAUUUUUGUGUAUGGUGUAAGAAAGUGGUCCAGGUUAAUUCUUCUGCAUGUCGCUGUCCAGUUUUCCCAGCACCACUUGCUGAAGAGAGUGUCUUUAUUCCAGUGGAUAUUCUUUCCUGCUUUGUCAAAGAUUAGUUGGCCAUAUGUUUGUAGGUCCAUUUCUGGGUUCUCUAUUCUGUUCCAUUGAUCUGAGUGUCAGUUCUUGUGCCAGUAUCAUACUGUCUUGAUGAUUACAGCUUUGUAAUACAGUUUGAAGUCCGGGAUUGUGACGCCUCCUGCUUUGGCUUUCUUUUUCAAGAUUGCUUUGGCUAUUUGGGACCUUUUCUGUUUCUAUACAAAUUUUAGGAUUGUUUGUUCUAGCUCGGUGAAGAAUGCUGAUGUUAUUUCGAUAGAGAUUGCAUUGAAUAUGUAUGUAGAUUGCUUUGGGUAGUAUUGACAUUUUAACAAUAUUUGUUCUUCCUAUCCAGGAGCAUGGAAUCUUUUUCCAUUUUUUUGUGUCUUCUUCAAUUUCUGUCAUAAGCUUUCUAUAGUUUUCAGCAUAUAGAUUUUUCACCUCUUUGGUUAGAUUUAUUCCUAGGUAUUUUAUGGCUUUUGGUGCAACUGUAAAUGGGAUUGAUUCCUUGAUUUCUGUUUCGUUUGCUUCAUUAUUGGUGUAUAGGAAUGUAACUGAUUUCUGUACAUUGAUUUUAUAUCCUGCAACUCUGCUGACUUCAUGAAUCAGUUCUAGCAUUUUUUUUUGUGGAAUCUUUAGGGUUUUCCAUAUACAGUAUCAUGUCAUCUGCAAAGAGUGAAAGUUUGACCUCCUCCUGGCCAAUUUGGAUGCCUUUUAUUUCCUUGUGUUGUCUGAGUGCUUAAGCUAAGACUUCCAAUACUAUGUUGAAUAAUGGCGAGAGUGGACAUCCCUGUCUUGUUACUGACCUUAGGAGGAAAGCUCUCAGUUUUUCCCCAAUGAGGGUGAUAUCAGUGUUGGGUCUUUCAUAUAUGGCUUUUAUGACCUCGAAGUAUGAUCCUUCUAUCCCUACUUUCUUGAGGGUUUUUAUCAAGAAAGGAUGCUGUAUUUUGUCAAAUGCUUUCUCUGCAUCUAUUGAGAGGAUCAUAUGGUUGUUGUCCUUUCUUUUAGUGAUGUGAUGAAUCAUGUUAAUUGUUUUGCGGAUAUUGAACCAGCCCUGCAUCCCAGGUAUAAAUCCCACUUGGUCACGGUGAAUAAUUUUUUUUAAUGUAUUGUUGGAUCUGGUUGGCUAAUAUCUUGUUGAGGAUUUUUGCACCCAUGUUCAUUAGGGAAAUUGGUCUAUAGUUCUCCUUUUAGUGGGGUUUUGUCUGGUUUUGGAAUCAAGGUAAUGCUGGAUUCAGCACUGGCAAAUUUGGAAGUUUUCCUUCCAUUUCUAUUUUUUGGAACAGCUUCAAGAGAAUAGGUGUUAACUCUUCCUUAAAUGUUUGGUAAAAUUACCCUGGAAAGCCAUCUGGCCCUGGACUCUUGGUUUUGGGAGAUUUUUGAUUACUAAGUCGAUUUCUGGUUAUGGGUUAUGGGUCUGUUCAAAUUUUCUAUGUCUUCCUGUUUCAGUUUUGGUAGUUUAUAUGUUUCUAGGUGUUUGUCCAUUUCUUCCGGAUUGCCCAUUUUACUGGUGUAUAAUUGCUCAUAAUAUUCUCUUAUUAUUGUUUUUAUUUCUGCUGCGUUGGUUGUGAUCUCUCCUCUUUCAUUCUUGAUUUUAUUUAUUUGGGUCCUUUCCUUUUUCUUUUUGAUCAUACUGGCUAGGGGUUUAUCAAUUUUUGUUAAUUCUUUCAAAGAACCAGUUUCUGGUUUCAUUGAUCUGUUCUUCUGUUUUUUGGUUUUGAUAGCAUUGAGUUCUGCUCUAAUCUUUAUUAGUUCCUGUCUUCUGCUGGUUUUGGGUUUUAUUUGCUAUUCUUUUUCCAGCUCUUUAAGGUGUAAAGUUAGGUUGUGUAUCUGAGAUCUUUCUUCCUUCUUUAGGAAGGCCUGGAUUGCUAUAUACUUUCCUCUUAUGACCACCUUUGCUGUGUCACCUGGUUUUGGGCUGUUGUGUUAUCAUUUUCAUUGGCUUCCAUGUACUUUUUAAUUUCCUCUUUAACUUCUUAGUUAGCCCAUUCAUUCUUUAGUAGGAUGUUCUUUAGUCUCCAAGUAUUUGUUAUCUUUCCAAAGUUUUUCUUGUGGUUGAUUUCGAGUUUCAUAGCAUUGUGGUCUGAAAAUAUGCACAGUAUGAUCUUGAUCUUUUUGUACUUUUUGAGGCUGAUUUGUGUCCCAGUAUGUGAUCUAUUCUGGAGAACGUUCCAUGUGCACUGGAGAAGAAUGUGUGUUCCUGUGCUUUAGGAUGAAAUGCUCUGAAUCUAUCUCUUAAGUCUAUCUGGUCCAGUGUGUCAUUCAAAGCCAUUGUUUCCUUGUUGAUUUUCUGUUUAGAUGAUCUGUCCAUUGUUGUAAGUGGGAUGUUGCAAGUCCCCUACUAUUAUGGUAUUAUCAAGGAGUUUAUGUUUGUGAUUGAUUUAUAUAUUUGGGUGCUCCCACAUUUGGAGCAUAAACGUUUACAAGUGUUAGGUCUUGGUGUAUAGACCCCUUAAUUAUAUAAUGCCCUUCUUCAUCUCUUGUUUUAGUCUUUAUUUUAAAGUGUAGAUUGUCUGAUGUAAGUAUAGCUACUCCGGCUUUCUUUUGGCGACCAUUAGGAUGAUAGAUGGUUCUCCAUCCCCUUACUUUCAAUUUGCAGGUGUCUUUAGGUCUAGAGUGGGUCUCUCGUAAACAGCAUAUAGAUGGAUCUUGUUUUCUUAUCUAUUCUGUUACCCUAUGUCUUUUGAUUGGAGCACUUAGUCCAUUGAUGAGUUGAGUACUGAAAGAUAUGAGUUUAUUGCCAUUAUGUUGCCUGUAGAGUUGGAGUUUCUGGUGGUGUUCUCUGGUCCUUUCUAGUCUUUGUUGCUUUUGGUGUUUUGUUUUGUUUUUGUUUUUUUGUCUUGUCUUCCCUCAGUAUCCCUUAAAAUUUCUUACAGGGUUGGUUUAGUAGUCAUGAACUCUUAAUUUUUGUUUGGGAAACUUUUUAUCUCUCCUUCUGUUUUGAAUGACAGCCUUGGUGGAUUAAGAAUUCUUGGCUGCAUAUUUUAUGAUUCAGCACAUUGAAUAUAUCCUGCCACUCCUUUCUGGUCUGUGAAGUUACUGUGGAUAGGUCUGCUACAAACCUGAUCUGUCUUCCCUUUCCUUGUAAGUUGAGGACUUUUUUCCCUUGCUGCUUUCAUGAUUCUUUCCUGCCUGAGUAUUUUGUGAAUUUGACUAUGAUAUGCCUUGUUGACAGUCGGUUUUUGUUGAAUCAAAUGGGAGUCCUCUGUGCUCCCUGGAUUUUGGUAUCUGUGUCUUUCCCCAGGUUGGGAAAGUUUUCCGCUAGGAUUUGCUCACAUAACCCUUCUACCCCCUUUUUCUCUCUUCAUCUUCUGGGACUCCUAUGACUCUGAUGUUGUUCCUUUUUAAUGAGUCAUUGAUUUCUCUAAUUCUUAAAUUGUGCUCUUUUGCCUUAGUCUCCCUCUUUUUUUCUGCUUCAUUAGUCUCCAUAAGUUCGUCCUCUAUAUUGCCGAUUUGCUGCUCUGCCUCAUCCAUCCUUGCCAUUGUGGCAUCCAUUCGAGAUUGCAGCUCAGUUAUAACAUUUUUUAUUUCGUCCUGACUAGCUUUUAUUUCUUUUAUCUCUGCAGAAAGGGAUUCUAAUCUAUUUUCAACCCCAGCUAGUAUUCUUAUUAUCGCGAUUCUAAAUUCUGGUUCAGACAUCUUCCUUGUAUCUGUGUUAAGUCCCUGGCUGUUAUUUCUUCCUGCUGUUUCUUUUGGGGUGAAUUCCUGCAUUUCAUCAUUUUGAAGGAAGAAACAGAAUAAGGGGGAAAAUAUUAAAAUAAAAAUAUUAAAAGCAACACACAAAAAAUCAAAUAAAUUAUGCUAUGAUCUUAGGUCUAUUUUGGUCUGCUUGUUGAAAGGUGCUUGACAGAUUAGAGAAAGAAGGGAAAGACGAAAAAAAAGAAAAAGUAAAAGGAAAAUGUUUGAAAAUUUGAAAAAUGAAUACAAUGAAAUAUAAUAAAAUGAAAUGAUAGAAGUAAAAUAAAAUUUUAAAAGUUUACAAAAGUAAAUAUAGUAGAAAAAAAUAAAGAAAAAUGUUAAAAAUUGACAAUAAAAAUAAAUUUCUUUCUGUAUUCACAAAAAGAAAAAAAAGUUGAAUAGAUGGACCAGCGAACAGACUGAAAUACGAUUGAAAUUACAUCAUUUUCCCCUAGAAGUCAAACUAUGAAGCACUUUAUAGUCUGUAAACUGAGCAGGCGGAGAGACUUGUGGUGUUCCUUAAGAGCCAGGUUGGUCCAGUUGGGCAGGGCUUAGUGUAAUGGCUCCGUUCUCCACUAGAUGGCACUGCUUAGCUUACUGGGGUGGAUUGUUUUGGCACUUAGAGGUGUGUAUGCACAUGCGCAGGAGAGGUGAAGAUGGCACCACCCAGAUACCCACUCUCUAGUAUCGGAACUCUGUUCUCCCCGAUCAGCAAUUGUGCACCCGUCCUUUGUCUUCAGCUUCCAUCCACUCCCUAGUUUUACAUUGUCCAUGACCAAGCUGUCAGAUUGCCAGGCUGUACCUCCCCUUCUGCGUUUUUUUCUCAGUUGUGGCUGUGUUUCCCCUCACUUCUGAGAGACUGUGGCUUUGACCUGCACAGACCUGGGGGAGGGUCUCACCAAGUAAUGGCCAGGUGCCAGUCGCACCCGGGAACGUUUGUGGGACCAUGCUGCUGCUGAUGCCCAGAGACUGUGGCUGGGUGCCAGCCCAUCCCAGAAAAAGUUCACAUGAUCUUGUAGCAGCAUUUCAGGGAUAUGGAAAAUCACAACACACAUCUGGCACCAGGCUUCACCCUUAACGUCCUUGUUCCAGCACCAGUGAAUGUGGUUGUUCUCUGGCUCAGGUUGUGUAGAUUGUUGUGUUACUUCUCCAAUCAGUUUUUACGUGUGCAAGAUGGUUUAGUGUUGAUAUGGCUGUAUUUCAUGGAUACGAAAUGCAAAAAAAACUUCCAUGUUGUUCUGCCAUCUUGGCCCCUCCCCAAUUAUACUUUUAUAUAUUGUAGGCCUAAUAAAACAUGUUAUUUCAUAUAGUUGAUAUUUAAAUCAGUUAACUAAGAGAGAAAAAAUAUACAUGUAUACUGUCUUUGAUUAUCAAAUAAUUACCUUUCCUGGUGCUCUUUAUCUUUUCUUUUUAAAAAAAUUUUGUUUUUAAAUGUUCAUUUAUUUUUGAGAGAGAGAGGAGAGAGGGAGCAUGAGCUGGGGAUGGGCAGAGAAAGGGGAGACACAGAAUCUAACGCUGGCUCCAGGCUCUGAGCUGAGCCUGAUGCGAGGCUCAAACUCCCAAACUGUGAGAUCAUGACCUGAGCUGAAACUGGACACUUAACCCACUGAGCCACCCAGUCACCCCUCUUUAUCUUUUCAUGUGGAUAUAUAUUACUGCCUCGAAUCAUUUGCUUUCUGCUUGAAGAACUCCUUUCAGUAUUAAGAUAGGUCUGCUAGCAAUUAAUUCUCCCAGUUUCUAUUUCAUCUUCACUUUCAAAAAAUAGUUUUGCUUAUUAUAGCAUUCCUGGUUGAAGUUUUUGAGUCUUGGUUUACAUUCUGGUCUCUGUUAUUUCUGAGGAGAGGUCAUUAAUUAUUCUUACUGGAGCUCACUUGUAAGUAACAACUCAUUUUCUUCUUGCUGCUUUCAUAUUUCUCUUUCAGCGGGCACCUGGCUGGCUUAGUUGGUAGAUCAAGAGGGGCUCUUGUCUCAGGGUCAUGAGUUCAAAUGCCACAUUGGGCCUAGAGCUGACUUAAAAAACAAAACAAAACAACAAAAAAACAACCACCAAAUUUCUCUUUCACAUUUCACCGUUUUUACCAUGUUGUGUCUAUUUGUAGAUCUCUGUGCCUUGAUCCUGCUGGGUGUGUUGAGCUUCCUGGAUGUAAAAAAUGUAACUUUGAGAACUUUUCAUUGUUAUUGGACAAUGUUAAAAUGAUCCUUUUCUCUCUUCUCAUAUACCCAUUAUAUAUGUAGGUAUGCUUGCAUCCAGGUUUUCUAAGUCUCUUUUCCAUUUGUUUUUCCUGUUAGAUUGCACAAUAUUUAAGUUUGCCAGUAUUUUCUUCUGCCAGUUUAUAUCUAAUAUUGAGUUGCUCUAGUGAAAUUUUCAUUUCAUAUUACAAUACUUUUCAAGUGUAGGAUUCCCAUGUGGUAUUAAAUAGCUUUUCUUUAUUGAUAUUGAUGUGACACUGUGACCAUACCUUUAUGUAAGUAUAGGUUCUUUUGUUUAUCUGAAUAUAUUUAUGGCUACUUUGAAGUAUUUGUUAAAUUUGGUGUUCUUGCAGGCAGUUUCUGUUUUGUUGAUGGGCCAUUUUCCUAUUACUUUGGACUUUUUCUUUAUAGAAAGUAGAAAUUUUAGAUAAUUGUAACAUAUCUGGUAUUUUUGUCUGUUUCCCCUACUAGUGCUCCCCACCACCAGACUUGUUAUUUGCUUGUUUUCUUUAGUGACUAGCUAGUUUAAGUGCAAUCUGUCUUCCCCAGCCCACACUGAAAAUCUGUGAUAUUGCUCCUUUAGGGUACAGCCUUGAUUAUUACCACAGUCACCCUUGGAUGACAGUGGUUUCCACAGGUCUGUCUUUUGAGUAUCUCCCAGCCGUUAAGCUGCAGAAAUCAUGAUUUCUGCUUUCAACAAUGCUGUGAAGUAUAUAUUGCCUCACAGACCAAUGUAAUCAAGUCAGUAUCUGGGAUUUGUUCUGACAAAAGGAACAGCUCUGUAAGUGUCUAAUUCUUUCUGGGAAACUAGCCAGCCUGUAGUUCAUAUAUCUCCAGCGAAUCUUUCAAUCUUCUCCUAAUAGUCUUUUAGUAAAACCUCACUGUUUUUGAGAAUGUCCUUAGGCUUGAACUUUUCUACAGUUACAGAUGAGGUCAUUUCCUAUGGAGACACAUAUGGAACUCUCUUGUCUGUGGCCAGCUUCUCCCUCUGGACAAAAUCACCAAGCCACAGACCUUGUUCUUGGGUUAGGGACAGUGGCAUGCUUCUCUCUGAGUCACACUUCUGCUUUUAGGAGCUGGGUGCUUUGUAGGUGGGGAGAGGGUGAGUGCAGCAGCCAGAGGUUUCAGUUUGCCAAGAUCUGUUGGCAUGGAAAUCCUACCCCAAGAUUCAAGACAGACAACUGGAACCCCAGUAUUCUCACCAGGGCCACACCCAAGGUACAUAUUACAUUUUGUGUUUGGAAGCAAACAGAAGAAAAUCUAUGUCCCUUAGCUGCAUUUCCCUGAGCAUUGGGUAGCUGAGGGCAGGAUGAGAAACGUUGGUAUCCUGCUCUUCCCAGGAAGACAGCCACCUGACUGGGAACACAGGUUGACAAUUGGUGAGGAAGCCUGUGUCCUUGAUUGUACCAAUUUGGAAUGGAGUAUCUUUCUCACUAAGAUGUGAUGAACAAGGAAGGGUGCAGGUUUGGUUCAGAUACUGCAGACUCUCAGCUUAUAAGUUUUGGUAGAUUUUCCUGAACAAAUGUUUCUUUAUUUGCUAUAUAUUUUUAUAUAUAAUUUUCAUUAGUUUUGACAGGGAGCAUGUCAUCGGAGCUCCUCAUGCUGUCAUGGCAGAAAUGGAAUUCCCGGACCAAUUCCUUACAGUUCUAAGCAUGGACCAUGAAUUGGUGACUUUCAGGGAUGUGGUCAUCAGCUUCUCUCAAGAGGAAUGGGAAUAUCUGGAUUCAGCUCAGAGGGACUUAUAUUGGGAUGUGAUGAUGGAGAACUAUAGCAACUUGGUCUCACUGGAUUUGGAGUCCAAGUAUGACACAAAGUAUUUAUUUAAUGGAAAGGACAUUAUUGAAAAUAAUGGUUUUCAGUGGAAAGUAACAGAAGGUAAAUUCAUUGGUUUGGAGAGCUCCAUUUUCAGAAAUGACUGGCAAAGCAAAAGCAAGACUGAAGUACAAAGACCUGAAGUGGGAUAUUUCAGCCAAAUGAAAAUCAGCUCUGAAAAAGUGCCAAAUUAUAAACAUCAUAAAUCUCUUAUAUCACAUCAGAGAAUUCAUGAAAGCAAGAAACCCUAUGAAUAUAAGGAAUAUGAGAAAGUCCUUAGCUGUGACUUAAGUUUUGAUGAAUAUGAGAGAAUACAUACUGGUGAGAAAACAUAUCCGUGUAAUGCAUAUUGGAAAACCUUUGGAGAUGACCCACAUACCCUACAACUGAACAUUCAUACCGGUGUAAAACCUUGUAAAUAUAUGGAAUAUAGGAAUCCAUUUAGUUUUUAUGAAGACCUUAGUAUACACCAGAAAAUGCAUGAUGAUCAGAAGUGCUAUAAAUGUAAGGAAUUUAAAAGGACCAUUAGAAGAGUUGAAGAAAUAACUCCACUAAAAAUAAUUCAUGAUGGUGAGAAAGCCUAUGAAUGCACUUUCUGUGGGAAAUCCUUUAGAGUGCAUGCACAACUUGCUCGACACCAGAAAAUCCAUACUGAUGAGAAACCUUACAAAUGUAUGGAAUGUGGCAAGGACUUUAGAUUCCAUUCACAGCUAACUGAACAUCAGAGAAUUCAUACUGGUGAGAAACCGUACAAAUGUAUACAAUGUGAGAAGGUCUUUAGAAUUAGUUCACAGCUUAUUGAACAUCAGCGAAUUCAUACAGGUGAGAAACCUUAUGCAUGUAAAGAAUGUGGAAAAACCUUUGGGGUAUGUAGAGAACUGGCUCGACAUCAGAGAAUUCAUACUGGAAAGAAACCCUAUGAAUGCAAGGCAUGUGGAAAAGUCUUUAGAAACAGUUCAUCCCUGACUAGACAUCAGAGAAUUCAUACUGGUGAGAAACCCUAUAAAUGUAAGGAAUGUGGGAAAGCUUUUGGAGUAGGUAGUGAACUUACUCGACAUCAGAGAAUUCACAGUGGUCAGAAACCUUAUGAAUGUAAAGAGUGUGGAAAGUUCUUUAGACUUACGUCAGCACUUAUUCAACAUCAGAGGAUUCACAGUGGUGAGAAACCUUAUGAAUGUAAGGUAUGUGGGAAGGCUUUUAGACAUAGUUCAGCCCUUACUGAACAUCAGAGAAUUCACACUGGAGAGAAACCUUAUGAAUGCAAAGCAUGUGGGAAAGCCUUUAGACAUAGUUCAUCCUUUACAAAACAUCAGAGAAUUCAUACUGGUAAGAAGCCCUAUGAAUGUGAGGAAUGCGGGAAUGCCUUUAUCAGAAAAGAAAACCUCAUAGAGCAUAAGAAAAUGCAUACUGGAGAAAAAUCACAUGAAUGUACUGAAUGUGGUAAAGUAUUCUCUCGAGUCUCAUCCCUUACUCUACAUUUGAGAAGUCAUAGAGGAAAGAAACCAUAUAAAUGUAAUAAAUGUGGAAAAGCCUUCAGUCAGAAGAGAAACUUCCUUUCUCAUCAGAAACAUCAUACGGGAGAGAAACUCUAUGAGUGUGGGAAAGCUUCUAUUCAGAUGUCAAGCCUCAUUAAACGCCAGAGAAAUCAUACUGGAAACAAACCCUAUGCAUGUAAGGAAUGUGGAAAAGCCUUCAAUGGCAAAUCAUAUCUCACUGAGCAUGAGAAAAUCCAUACAGGAGAGAAACCAUUCGAAUGUAAUCAAUGUGGAAGAGCCUUCAGCCAGAAGCAGUACCUCAUUAAACAUCAGAAUAUCCACAGUGGAAAGAAACCCUUUAAAUGUAAUGAAUGUGGAAAAGCCUUUAGCCAGAAAGAAAACCUGAUUAUCCAUCAAAGAAUACAUACUGGAGAGAAACCUUAUGAAUGCAAGGGGUGUGGGAAAGCUUUCAUUCAGAAGUCAAGCCUUAUUAGACACCAGAGAAGUCAUACAGGAGAGAAACCCUAUAUAUGUAAAGAAUGUGGGAAAGCCUUCAGUGGCAAAUCAAAUCUCACUGAGCAUGAGAAAAUUCAUAUUGGAGAGAAACCCUAUAAAUGUAAUGAAUGUGGAACAAUCUUCAGGCAGAAGCAAUACCUCAUUAAACAUCACAAUAUUCAUACAGGAGAGAAACCCUAUGAAUGUAAUAAAUGUGGAAAAGCCUUCUCUCGAAUCACAUCACUUAUUGUACAUGUGAGAAUUCAUACGGGGGAUAAACCUUAUGAAUGUAAAAUAUGUGGGAAAGCCUUCUGUCAAAGCUCAUCUCUUACUGUUCAUAUGAGAAGCCAUACAGGUGAAAAGCCCUAUGGUUGUAAUGAAUGUGGAAAAGCCUUCUCUCAGUUCUCAACUCUUGCUCUACAUAUGAGAAUCCAUACUGGAGAAAAACCUUAUCAGUGUAGUGAAUGUGGGAAAGCUUUUAGCCAGAAGUCACAUCAUAUUAGACACCAGAGAAUUCAUACUCACUAAAGCUCGAUAAACGCCUUGAAUUUAGGAAAAGCUUCAGCAAAACUCAGACUUAAUGGUAUACCAGAAAUUCAUUUUAUAAUAAAGUGGCUUGAAUGUGGAAAAUACUUCAACAAAUCAAAACUUAAAUACUAACAAUUUUAAUAAGUAUCAUAGUUUAAAAACCUAUGCUCCCAGAACUCCCACAGCAAACAUUGUUAAUGAUGUACUUUUAGGAGCAAUCUCAUUGAAGUAAGUAUGGAUCCAGUCAUGGACACUAAGCAGCAUGGUUCUGGAAGGCCUACCUGAUGCAUUAAGACAAAGAUAUGAGAGGUAUAAAGAUUUUAAAUUAAGAGACAAAAUUGUCAUUUUAAAAAUUUUUUGCUACAGAUGUAAUCAAAAGUAUUUGUUCUUGAUGCAUUCAUAGAAAUCAAAGAUUGGGACAGAAUAUUGUAUUCAGAAACAUGCAUGCCUUUAUGGGGAAUUGGUAAUUGAUAGAGAUGAUAACAAAAGUUGGUAGGGGAAUUAUGGAUGAUUCAAAAAAUGGUCUCAGGGUAACUGAUUCUUCAUGUGGAAAAAAUAUUGGAUCUCUGCCAUAGUAAUACAUUAAAGAAUUUAUUAUGAAAUCCAAAAGUAUUGUAAAGACCAGAAUGCAAAAAGCAAAACUUGGUAACAUAAGAAUUUUAUAGGAGAAUGUUUUUAAAACCUCCAGUAGGAAAGAAUUUCUAAAAUAGAUUCCAGAACACACACUCUUGAGUGUAUAUGCAUAUACCCAAGAAACUGAUACAUGUACUUAAGUUAGGGAGUCAUGUAUCUUUAUGUUCAUUGCAGCAUGAAUUACAUUAGCAAAAAAUUGGAAACGUGUGUUGCUUGUGAAAUGGAUAAAUACAAUGUGAUAUAGGCACACAGUAGAAUAUUCUCUAGUAGUUAAGUAUAACAGAUUAUAUAUAUAAAUAGAAAGACCUGAAAAAUCAUGUGGCGUGAAAAAAAUGAAGAGAUCAAUAUGUUAUAAUCGUUAGCUCUGUGAAUUUGAAUGAAAUCAACACUAUUAUUAAGCAUUAGUUAUGGAAGAACAUUUUUAUGGAAAACUGAAGAAUGGAUUGGAAGGAUACACACUCAUUUCCCAAAAGUGAUUGCCUCUAGAAAGAAAGGUAGCAGAAAAGAAAUGGGACCAAGCAUGGUUGUUAAAGGAUAUUUCAGUUUUGUAUCUAAAUACCAUCAUUAAAAAGAAAUAAAGAUUCCAACUAAAUAUAACAAAAUGUUAGUUAACUCUGGGUUGUGGUAAUAUAUGUGUUCUAUUGUUUGUGCUAUUCCUGAAAAUUAAAAAAGAUAAAGAUAGGAGUAGGAAAGUUGUACAUGCAGUACAUGUAAUAAUGGACUCACAAUCCCAGGCAGAUGCUACUAUUUUAUAGAAAAUAUUUCUAAAAUCAUACCUUUAUUAGAAGUUAUUUUUUUUAAUUGGAUGGUAGCUUAAAUUAUUUAAAUGUACUCUUGCAUGUCACAUCACUAAUAUGUGUGGUCUCAGAAAUUAAAGCAUGAUUCUGCAACAGGUUAAGUGGGUUACAUACAUUUAAGAAUCAUAUGAUUUAAUAAUACUGGCACAGACUUGAUACUACUAAGAACUAGUUUUUACUGAAACAUCAGAAAUUUUAAGAGUCCACAUAACUAGUAUUAGCAUUAAUAAUUUGAGAUUUUUAAAAUGAAGAAACCAAGUUACUCUUAAAUUUUUAAAUAUGCCACUGAAUAAAACUUCAACUCUUGCAUUUUACCUUCAAUUUUAACCUCAGACAUUUUUAUUCUCUAUUCUGCCAGAUAUAAUUGAUAGAUCCCCUGUUUGUUUGUUUCUUUGGUGAAAAUGGUGCUAAAAGAGAUCUGAGACCUAAACAGUAUUGUUUUAUGUGAAGCAAAUCUUUUUGCCAAUUUUUGUUUACUUGAUCCCUUUCCACAACAACUUGACACAUAAAGAGUUGUUAGUGCUCUUUUUGAAGUGAUAAAAAUGAGUAUGCAAUAUUUAAACCUUAGGCAUAUAUCAAAUAUAUCAAUUUCUUUUAAAUACAAAAUAAUGAAAUGCUAAUAAAACCAUAGUACUACACCACUUAUUAGCAGUUUUGAAGAUUGGUUUUAAGAUUAUAAAUUCCAGGGGUUGUUUAUGUGUUUUCAUGAAUCUAAAUUAUCCUCUAUUUUCUUCCAUUCUUCAUUAAACAUUCCCCUUGUAUUUCUUAAGUGUUUUGCCCUUCCAUUUGUACAGCUUUGAAGUCACCAGAGCAAUUUAGAACUCUUAAUUCAGACCAAACUAGGAGGAUUACCUUUUGGUGCCUGCAGUGGGUUGGUGCCAAGGUGCAACAAUGAUUAUGAUAGUCAGAUAGAGUAAGAUGAGUAACACCUGGGAUACUGUAUACUGUAAAUUUACUCUGAUAUUCCCUACUGAUUCAACUUGUUGCUAGUUAUUUGCCACCACAAACAACCCUACAGUAAACAUUUUUUUUUUUUAACAUUCUUAAAAUCAGACCUUAAAUUUCAGAUAUUUUUAUUUCUGAGGCAAAAGAUUGUUAGAUUAAAGGACAUAUACUAUUUUUUAAUUUUAAUAGAUAAUAUCGGUCAUUUUCAGAAACACAUCUUUCCUCUAACCCUGCAAUAGAUGGUAAUAUACUACUUAAAUUUAUGUUUGUCUGAUGAGCAUACACCUCAACUGCUCCUAGAUUUGCUGCUUUGUAAACUUUUGCAUUGUUGGCUCAUUUUCCUAUAGGAUUGUUUAUCUGUCAAUUUUGAAGACCUCUUUAUAUGUUAGACGUUAGGAAUUUGCCUAAUUUUUGUCAUAAAAAUAUUUUUCCAUAAAAAUAUCUUAAAUUUCUGUGUAAUCGAUAUGUAUUUUUUCUAAGCUUACGGAUUGGUUAAAAAGAUACUUUAAUCUCUAGAUUGUAUAUGUAAUUUUUCUUAGGUUUUCUUGCAAGUUGUUUAUUGUUUACUUUUUUCAAUAUGUAAAUAUUUAAUAUAUCUAGAAUUUAUUUUUUAACGUCCUAUAAAAUGAAGAUUCAUUGUUAUUUUCUUCCAGAUGGGUUUCCAGUUAUACAAGCACAAUUUGUUAAAAUAACCCAUCUACUCAGCAGUCAGUCACAUAGUUCUGACACCAAUCUGCAGUGUCCACCAACAGCAAUCACAGAUUUGAACUGGCAAUCAAAAAAACAGAAUAGGCUUUAACCCAGCAUUAGGUUUAUUAUUAGCUUUGUCCUGAUCAAAACAACAACAACAACAACAACAAAACCACCUUUACAAUACUGCAACUACCCAAGCAAAGAUAGUUUCGAGGACCUAUGUACUGCUGAAGGGAGAAAAGGUCAGAAUGGGUGCAGUUCACCUAAGCCCUGGGAAACAACAUUCUCACCCAGGAUAUCUUACUAUAACCCACCACUGCAUCUGCAUGGUGUACCCCCAUCACAUGGGGCACACCCAGUUGUAAGACUGAAACCCACUUAAGCACAGGGAAGCUGCUACCUUGUUUUCCCAAGACUUAUGAUACCUUAGUCAUAUAGGCUAGCCAUGUCUUCAUGCCAAUUCACAGCUCUUCCCUCAUCUAGGUACAGGAUACAAAUGAAUCUACAGUAGUAUUUUCUUCAAGGAAACUGGUAUGAAGGCAAAUCUAAGGUUCUCUUUCUACACAUGGGUCAGUAGGAAAGGCCUGUUGUUUUUACCAGUACCAUCCUUUUCCUAUUUAACUGACUCAGUUAUGUGAUCCUUUAACCAUAUGAUCUUUUCUUCAUUCAACUGAAACUGCCUGUAGUUUCACUUGUACCAAAACCUAUUCUGUAUUUUCAUUUCACUAAUUUAUUUUUCUCUUCUAUACUAAUACCAUAUUAACUGAUAAACUGAUUUAACACUAGCCUUACUGCGUUUUGAUACUGCAUAUUAGACCAAGUCCUCGCUGUUUUUCAUAGUUUUAUUGGCUAUUCUAGUUUUCUUUCUAUAUAAAUGAAGAUGGUGUUCUCAAAAUACAAAAACUCUUUGAUAGUUGGAAUUACAUUAAAUUUAUAUAUUUAUUUUGAGAGAAAUGACAUUUUUUAUUUUAAGUCUUCCUGACCCAAAUUGUAGUGUGCCUUUGCAUUUCUUCAAACUAUGAUCAUGUCCUUCAGCAUGAGGGUUCUGAACAAAGUAAUCUGAAUGCCAUCCCUGCUUAAUAUUAUAUUAUAGAAAAAGUUUGUUAGUUGGGUGAAUAAGAAAAAUCCCUAUUAUGGACUAAAUGUUUGUAGCCCCCCAGAAUUCAUAUGUUGAAGCCCUGAUUUCUAUUGUGAUGGUGUUUGGAGAUGGGGCUCUAAGUAAUUGGGUUUGGAUUAGGUCAUGAAGGUGGGACACUCAUGAUGGGAACAGUACCUUUAUAAGAAGUGGGAGAGAGAUUAUAAGAACAUAAAGAGAUUUCUUUCCAUUUGUAUACACAAGUCCUGUGAGUGCAGGACUUCUUUCUGUAGACAGAAAGAAGCUGUCUACAUACUAGGAAUUGGACCUUCACAGGAUUUGCCAGCACUUUGAUCUUGGGAUUUCCCAGCUUCUAUAACUGUAAGAAAUAAAUGUCUGUUUAAACCACCCAGUCUAUGGUAUUUUGUUGUAAUGCCCAAGAUAAGACAAUCCCUUUCCUGCUUAAUUCUACUGGGCUCCUAAUAAAUGGUAAAACAAAAAGCACUUUUCAUUAGGAGAGUAAAAUUCCAACUCCCAUUAUUAAUAAGGUCUAUAAUUUUAAUUUAAAAUUGUUUUUAACGUUUAUUUUCGAGAGACAGAGACACAGUGGACUACAAAUCCACAGAAAUCUGGGGCAAGACAUGGAUAGAGACACACAAUAGAUAAUCCACAGCCUGAAGGAAAAGCUAGGGUAAGACUCAGGGAAAUUAGGGUAUUCAAAAUCAGAUGUAUAUAUGGGGGAUUUAGAAAGGCAUACACCUGCCCAUCCAAGAAGCAUACUAAAGAAAGACCUGAGAAGACAAGAUUCACAUCCAGAUAAUCCCUAAAUUCAGAGAAAUCCUAGAUAAAUUGUAAAGGAGUAUCCCAACACAGAGCCAAUCAGCAAAGACUACAAAAGAUGAUGGUUGUGUGGUGGUGUUCUUUUCUUUCAGUUCCCAGCAUUCAAAAAACUCUGUCAAACUAGGUAAAAAUGGGUUUCAGUUCAAGAUGGCAAAAUAGGGAAGAACCAGUAGAAUUCGCCUCCUCCUAGGACACACUGACAUACAGCUACAAUAUGGAGUAAUCGCCUCAAAAAAAAACGUAAAGGCUGGCUAAGGGACAACUACACAUUGGGCAAACAAAACCACAUCAAAGCAUGUAGGAGAGGCUGAGACAAUCUCACCAUAAACCUCAGCCCUAGAGUGGCAACCCACAACUGGGAGAUAACUCAAAACCUGGAGCUUCUACGGGGAACAAGGAAUUGAAUGUCACAUCGGGCAACUCCACUUUUAGGAUCUUCACCUGAGAGAUGAGCUCCGAAACAUCUAACUUUUAAAACCAAUGGGGAUCACAUCCUGAGACCCACAAGAUUGUAGCAAUCUGGAAGAGAGCUCUCAGGGGCAAUCAUGUCCAGAUAUAAAAAAAUUUUUAAAUUCUUUUUAGAAACCUCCAUACUGUUUUCCAUAAGUGGCUGUACAAAUUUAUAUUCCCACCAACAGUGCACAAGGGU
Molecule: messenger RNA, 16757 nt
Organism: Panthera uncia (snow leopard)
Lineage: Eukaryota; Metazoa; Chordata; Mammalia; Carnivora; Felidae
Gene: ZNF260
Product: zinc finger protein 260
Exons: 5
Coding region: 8423-11125 (900 amino acids)
Biological process (GO): regulation of immune system process; regulation of cytokine production; negative regulation of transcription by RNA polymerase II
Cellular component (GO): nucleus
Molecular function (GO): RNA polymerase II transcription regulatory region sequence-specific DNA binding; DNA-binding transcription factor activity, RNA polymerase II-specific
Source: RefSeq, a predicted model, not a curated record